Molecule: messenger RNA, 1059 nt
Organism: Nipponia nippon (crested ibis)
Lineage: Eukaryota; Metazoa; Chordata; Aves; Pelecaniformes; Threskiornithidae
Source: RefSeq, a predicted model, not a curated record
AUGCUGACAAGUAUUACUGCUUUUUAUAUUUUCAGAUCUGUAGAUGAAGACAGAAAAAUAGAGUACAAAGCUGCUGUCAAACUCCAGAGCUGGUUUAGAGGAUGCAGAGUCCGAGCCUAUCUGAGAUAUCUGAACAAAAUGGUGAUUUUUAUACAGAAGUGGUGGAGAGGUUAUCAAAGCAGAAGAUACUUCAGAAGAAUGGUGGAGACAGCAUAUUUUAUUAUGAAGAUGAAUUUCUACAAUGAAAUGGCUGUCAGGAUUCAGAAAAGAUGGCGAGGCUAUUAUGUUCGGAAAUAUAUCCAUAAUUAUUAUGCACUGAAGAAAUACCUGGAAGCCAUUUCUGUGAAUAACGAGAUUGUCAGGAAAGAACUCCAAGAGUAUGCAGAAAUGAAGGAAAAUGAAGAGAAAAGGAAAGACCUAGAAAAGAAAGAAAAGGAAAAGGAAUACCAAGCCCGAAAGAUGCAUUACCUCCUUAGCACUGAGCAGAUUGCAGGCAUCUACAAUUCGCCAUUCAGAAAAUCCCCGGAUCCAAUGGAACUGCUGCUACGGAAGUCAAAGCCAUUGAGCCACAGACGGCAGCAAAUGAAGAGUCCCUUUGCCUCUGAGCUUUAUGACUGGCCAACUUGUAAAAGGCCUCCCGCUUUCUCCGCAGCACAGCCUCUGCCACCUAUUGGCAGACAGAAACCUCAGGGGCCUUUCCGCGAUACUGCUGAAGUGUUGCAGCAGCGCUACAAGCCUUUGGAACCAACCUUGCGAGUGGCAGCAUCAAUCAAUUCACCACUAGAGAAGGCCAGAGAGGAAAUGAAAAGGGAGGAAUGGAGAAACCGUAUACAUGACAAUGAAUUUCUGCCAUUUUCUUCGUAUAAUAAAAAUGAGAAGUAUGACCCAUCAAUUCAUAGGUCAGGCAAAUAUGGCCAAGAAACUUAUGGAAUUAAACACUUCCGAGAAGUACAGCCUAAGAAGCGGGUAGCAGACAAGGACUUUCAAACAGUGUUACCAUCGAUUGUUCUCUUCGAAAAGUUUGGAAAAACUUAUUCCAGAACUGGGCAAAUAGUGUAA